Molecule: messenger RNA, 1758 nt
Organism: Aspergillus steynii IBT 23096
Lineage: Eukaryota; Fungi; Ascomycota; Eurotiomycetes; Eurotiales; Aspergillaceae
Product: Zn(II)2Cys6 transcription factor
Exons: 2
Coding region: 1-1758 (585 amino acids)
Biological process (GO): regulation of DNA-templated transcription
Molecular function (GO): DNA-binding transcription factor activity, RNA polymerase II-specific; zinc ion binding
Source: RefSeq, a predicted model, not a curated record
AUGGCAUCAGUUUACUCGAAACGGGAGAACAUAGCUCCCCUCCGAUCUCGUCUAGGGUGUAAAACCUGCCGAAUCCGCAAAGUCAAAUGCGGACAAGAAAAGCCAAACUGUAAGCGCUGUACCAGCACAGGCCGCAAAUGCGAGUAUGAUGCCAGCCCUGCGUCCAACACGUUUUCCUCCACUCCCUCAACGGGCUCCAUUCUGGACCGCCCUCUCUCGUCUGCGCCCAACACGGUGUGGCGAGAACGUCGCGCGUUUGCCUACUACUCGGAGCAUGCCGCCUCUCUCAUAGCAGGAGACCUGGAUUCCAGCUUCUGGCGCGAAAUAGUUCCCCAAAUAUGUCGCCGAGAACCGGCUGUCUGGGAUGCCGUCAACGCCAUGAGCGCCCUGUUCGAGAGCCCCGAUCCAUGCUUAGACCCGGUCUUCUUGCGUCGGAGCCCUGAGAUGUUCCGGUCACUUCAUCAGAGCCACCGUGAUGCAUUCACUUGGUACUCUCGGUCAUUAUCCAAGGUCCAGAGCCAGCUCAGUCAAGGGACUGUUGACACCUACACGGCCUUAGUAAGCUGUGUGUUGUUUAUUUGCAUUGAGACACUCCAAGGGCACGUCGAAUCGGCAUUGGGGCUUUAUCGACAGGGUGAAAGUCUCAUACUAGAUUUACUUCAUAGGGGAAAUUCGAAGGGGCCAUAUUUCGCAGAGAAGUUCUUUCUCGAAGACACUGUGAUUCCUCUGUUCCUACGAUUGGGAACGAUUGCUCUCACCAUCUCAGGUGUGCCCCCCAGUCGACUCAUCGGUACUGGUAACAUAAUGUCCACAAACCAGUUCACGUCUCUAAAUUCUGCUCGGUUUGCCAUGAUGCCCCUUGCCUCGGAGGGCUUACUUUUCCAACGUGCCGCGGAAGAGCAUUUAUUAGCAGUCGGUGGAGAACUGCACGUUACUGAGGAAUUCAUCGCUCAGCAGAAGAUUCUUAUUGCUCGACUUGAGGGCUGGCACUGUUCUUUUCAGCAGUUUCUCGAACUCUCACCAGAAUCAAAAAAUGGCGCGGCAAUCCUCCUGGUAUACUAUGCCGCUAUUAAAAUCGUCGUCUCGGCCGGUCUCGCAGAAGAUGAAGCAAUUUAUGAUGCGCAUACAUCCGACUUUCAGACUCUUGUUGAUCAGGCCGAUUUAGCUCUAGACGCAUCAGCCGGAUUGAAUGGGGCCCAGCCACCGUUCACAUUCGAAAUGGGGGUUGGGAUUCCGCUUUUCCUGGCAGCAAUGAAGUGUCGCCACCGUUCCAUCCGUACAAGAGCGUUACACCUGCUACGCAAAUCUCCUCCAGUGCAGGGAUUUUACAAGUGCGCUCCUGGUGCAGCCCUGGCUCAGGGGAUUUCGGAAAUAGAGGAUGGACUCAGUAUUUUGAUGCUCAAAGGCCCAGAGCCUCACACCGGUGCAAUGAGUCCAGCUUCCACAAGUGGUUCUUAUGAUCAACCUUCCAGCUGCCCGACAAAGACUCCAGAGCCGUCCCUGCCUCCAACGUUCAACACCCCUCCAUAUUCUCCCGAACGUGUCUCUUCAACCCGGUCAAUUAUUCCCGACAAAGCUCGAAUUAAAUUCAUUGGCAUAUUCAGACCGCAAGACACUCCAUGGCAUGUGGGGGAUCUAGACCUUUCAAAAUGGAAACGAGGCCCAGAUCAGCUCUUCAUGAAGUUUAUGAGGAAUCAAUACAACACGUCCAGUGGGCUAUGGGAGCGGGUUGACGAUGUGAUACCCCUUGACUACUGA